AUUAGACUACUUGUUAUUCUCUUUAGGACCAGCAGAAUUCAAAGAUGGCGGCGGCCAUACGGGUGUGCUGUGCCCUCCGUACAUCAUUGGGAGGGACUCGGACAUCACUCAGAGUAAUUGAUGGCACCUUUCAGCUUUCCAGCCUAUCAAGACCGAGCCCCUUGCACUGGACCUGUGCAGCACCUGCUGUGGUUGCAUGGCAACAGACCAGGCAUGGUAGCUUCUUCAAUAAGUUGACUGCGGAUGAGCUGUGGCGGGGGGUGCUGGCUGAGACAGGAUCCGGAGCCAGGAAGGGCCGAGGGAAGAGAACCAAACGCAAGCUCAAGAAGGACCUGAACCGAGGCCAGAACAUCGGAGAGGGGCGAGCGGGCUUUCUGUGGCCCGGGCUGAAUGCACCGGUGGUGAAGGCAGGCGCGGUGCAGUCGAUGGGUCGGCGAGGGGAUGCGGAGCAGCAGGAGCUGCGGGCCGAGAUGGAGAGACAGAGGGACGAGUGGGACAAGCGCCGCAAGAUGCGGGUGAAGAGAGAGAGGGGCUGGACAGGCAACUCCUGGGGAGGGAUCAGCCUCGGGUCCCCAGAUCCUGGCCCCAACGGAGAAACGUAUGAAGAAUUUGACUCCCGUGUGAUCGAGGUGAAGAGUGUGUUCCAUAUGACGGCCAAGGAGGGCAGGAAGAGGUCCAUCAGCUGCCUUGUCGCCGUGGGCAACGGUAACGGAGCUGCAGGGUUUGCCGUGGGGAAAGCAGCAGACAGAACCACAGCUUUGAGAAAAGCAAAGAACAGAGCCAUACAUUACCUGUACUACAUUGAGCGAUACAACAACCACACCAUUUACCAUGACAUUGAAGCAAAAUUCAAAAAGACCACCCUACGCAUGAAGAAACAAAACAAAGGUUACGGUCUGCAUUGCCACAGAGCAAUCAUCACCUUGUGUAAGUUGAUUGGCGUCCAGGACCUGUAUGCUAAAGCAGAGGGCUCAGUCAAUCUCCUCAACAUCACCAGAGCCCUCUUCCACGGCCUGGCCAAUCAGGAGACACACCAGACUCUGGCAGACAAGAGGUGCUUGAACGUGGUGGAGUUCCAGGCCGAGCGUGGCCCCUUGCCCAUCGUUGUUGCCCAGCCCGCGGGUGGAGCCCGCCAGGACCCCGAGCCAGAGGACGAGGUGCCCAGCACGCGCCUGAACUGGAAGGAAGUUCAGGUAGCCCAGGGGAUGAAGCGCUCCGUAUGGACGGGAGUGAAAAGGACCAUCUGGUGAUUCAACUUGGCCAGUCAGAAACCACCUUUGAACCACCUUUCAGAGGCUACCUGCUCAUGGUCAUAUGAAUCCUUCCAGGAUAUGCCACUGUUUCAUUAUGAACUGAAACUAAAAUGACUGAUUUGACCGCACAUGGACUGGUUCUUGGUCUGUAUAGUUCUAUAUGUUUCUGUUCUGGUUGGGUAUGUGGAGCAGGAGACCGGGUGCAAGUGUAUCUGCGUAUGUCAUGUUGUCACAAUAAUGAGCUGAUUAAAGUUUUAAGCCGCCAGGCUUAGUUGGCA
Molecule: messenger RNA, 1531 nt
Organism: Clupea harengus (Atlantic herring)
Lineage: Eukaryota; Metazoa; Chordata; Actinopteri; Clupeiformes; Clupeidae
Gene: mrps5
Product: mitochondrial ribosomal protein S5
Biological process (GO): translation
Cellular component (GO): ribosome
Molecular function (GO): structural constituent of ribosome; RNA binding
Source: RefSeq, a predicted model, not a curated record